AUGGAUUCAGAUGCAGCUUCUAUGAUCACUGUUGGUGCUCUCAGUGCCAUUUUUGACGACAGCAAGGAUCAAGUCCGAGAGCCGAUUGUCCAAUGUGUCCAAGUGAAACCUUUACCACCACAGCCAGGUCACCAAGAGCGUUAUCGAGCCGUGUUCAGCGAUGUUGCAAACUAUGUGCAAACCAUGCUUGCCACCCCAGCAGAGGCCAACCAUGUCGUGACAAAUGGAUCUUUGCGGAAAGGGUGCUUUGUCCGACUCAAGUCAUUCCAGGCCAAUUCUGUGAAGGGUAAAAAGAUCCUCAUCGUCUUGGAUCUCGAAGUUCUGCAAGAACUAGGCGAGGCAGAGAAGAUUGGCGAACCAAAGCCUUUGGAGGUGAAGGGUGAAGAGGAAGAGGAGAAGACUCAACCCACUACCAUUUCUAGUAAUGGGUUCUAUGGCUCCAAGCUUCAAGGUGGUCCACCGAAACAGCCCCCCCAGGUACCAUCUAUGCGAGGACCCUCAUCGUCUGCCCAUGCCACCAUUUACCCAAUAGAGGCCAUAUCGCCUUACUCGAACAAAUGGACCAUCAAAGCCCGCUGCACAAGCAAGUCCAGCAUCAAAACAUGGCAUAAUAAGAAUGGCGAGGGCAAACUUUUCAGUGUGAACCUCCUGGAUGAUAGCGGUGAAAUCCGUGCAACCGGUUUUCAGGAACAGUGUGAAAUGCUUUAUGACCUCUUCCAGGAAGGCAGUGUCUAUUACAUCUCGAGCCCCUGCCGUGUCCAGAUUGCCAAGAAACAAUUCAGUAACCUCAACAAUGAUUAUGAGCUGACGUUUGAACGUGACACUUUGGUCGAGAAGGCUGAGGACCAAAAUGAUGUGCCCCAAAUUCGAUUCAACUUUACCACCAUUGGAGAUCUCCAAUCCGUGGAGAAGGACACGACUACUGAUGUGAUUGGCAUCCUCAAAGAAGUCGCCGAGACGUCUCAGAUCGUUUCCAAGGGGACAGGCAAGCCAUAUGACAAAAGGGAACUCAGCCUGGUCGAUAAUACUGGCUUCUCAGUUCGUUUGACUAUCUGGGGUGCCUCUGCCGUCAAUUUCAAUGUGGCUCUAGAGUCUGUUGUAGCAUUCAAAGGAGUGAAAGUUUCUGACUUUGGAGGUCGGAGUCUGAGCUUGCUCAGCUCUGGCUCGAUGGCUGUCGACCCCGAUAUUGGAGAAGCUCACCGGCUAAAGGGCUGGUAUGAUGCACAGGGUCGAACUGAGUUAUUCACUUCUCAUGCAUCUCUCUCCAAUGCAACUAACACUAACAUGAAGUCUGACCAAUUCAAGACUGUUACACAAGUUCGGGAGGAACAGUUGGGUAUGUCAGACCAGGUAGAUUACUUUUCGUUGAAGGCCACUGUUCUCUACAUCAGACAAGACUCGACUUGGUGCUACCCAGCUUGUCUUUCGGAAGGAUGCAACAAGAAAGUGACUGAGCUGGAGCCGGGUCAGUGGAGCUGCGAAAUGUGCGGCAAGACUCACCCCAAAGCAGAAUAUCGCUACAUCAUGCCCGUCAGUGUGAGCGACCACACUGGUCAGCUUUGGCUCAGUUGCUUUGAUGACACCGGCCGUCUGCUCAUGGGAAUAUCGGCUGAUAACCUGAUGCAACUUCAUGAAGAUGAUCCCACGGCAUGCAGCGAGGUAUUCCAGGCAGCCAAUUGCCAGACUUGGAACUUCCGAUGUCGAGCUAAGAUUGACACCUAUGGUGAUCAACAACGGGUUCGAUACCAGGUGUCAUCUGCGAAGGCUAUCAACUAUUCUGAAGAAGCUUCUCGCCUGGCCGAGAUCAUCAAUUCUUACAAUAUCAACUAG
This is a messenger RNA of Penicillium verhagenii, 1830 nucleotides long. Its product is annotated as replication factor A subunit protein RFA1. The record is from RefSeq and is a predicted model, not a curated record. Gene Ontology annotation, cellular component: nucleus. The transcript has 6 exons. Lineage: Eukaryota; Fungi; Ascomycota; Eurotiomycetes; Eurotiales; Aspergillaceae. Bases 1 to 1830 code for a protein of 609 amino acids. Gene Ontology annotation, molecular function: DNA binding. Gene Ontology annotation, biological process: DNA replication; DNA repair; DNA recombination.